This is a messenger RNA of Fusarium venenatum, 708 nucleotides long. RefSeq names its product FAR-17a/AIG1-like protein. Lineage: Eukaryota; Fungi; Ascomycota; Sordariomycetes; Hypocreales; Nectriaceae. Gene Ontology annotation, cellular component: endomembrane system; membrane. The record is from RefSeq and is a predicted model, not a curated record.
AUGGCACCUCGUCACCCCCUCCAAAAGCUCACAUCGCCCGCACGGGGUCUUUCGCUAGUCCUUCACCUUCUUGGUAUAGCCUCAUUCAGCUACAACUUCCAAUUUCUCAGAGAAUGGGAUGUUCCUAUGGCCAAAGCCUAUGGAUGGCACUUCCAAUUCCUCACAAUCAUUGGCCUUUCAGCAUCGUUGCUUGCCUUUGUUGCCGGGGCCCUGGCUGAUCUCACACUGAGUCGAACUCUCUUCCAAGUAAAGAACUACGUUGCUGUUCUCGCUACGCCCAUGGAAGUCGUCAUUUCCAUCCUGUACUGGGGAAUUAAAUUUAUCGACCCCAAACUGCUCAUGCCUACCGAAUUUUAUAUCCAUAUCAUCCCUGAUGUUGGUUUCCAUCUUGCGCCUGCAGUGUUCCUGACUUUGGACCUUCUUCUCUUCAGCCCUCCAUGGACAGUUCCAGCUUAUGCAGUUAUGGCAAUUGGCACUACCCUUGCGUUUGCUUAUUGGUAUUGGGUAGAGCUUUGCUUCAGCCACAACGGAUGGUACCCUUACCCUCUGUUUGAGCUUCUGUCUACGAACCAACGGAUUGCCUUGUUCACUUUUGCCGCUGUUCUGGUUACUGUGUCUUCGUCGGGCCUCAAGUGGUUGUAUGGACGAGUUAAUGGUUAUCGGACUGCUCAGAGGGAAGCCCACAAGCCUCUUAAGAAGGUUCAGUGA